Molecule: messenger RNA, 806 nt
Organism: Oryza brachyantha (malo sina)
Lineage: Eukaryota; Viridiplantae; Streptophyta; Magnoliopsida; Poales; Poaceae
Product: transmembrane protein 208 homolog
Exons: 5
Coding region: 85-609 (174 amino acids)
Biological process (GO): vacuolar protein processing
Cellular component (GO): intracellular membrane-bounded organelle
Source: RefSeq, a predicted model, not a curated record
AAUAAGAUUCCAGCGGAGGUGGAGACGAGGAAGAGGGAGACCCAGCCAGCGAGGGAGGAGAGGAGGGUCGCGAGCGCUGCAGCCAUGGCGAAGCAAGGGGUGAAGAAGACGAGGGACGCGAACAAGAAGCAGAUGGACCUCCUCCUGCGCUUAAUCCUCGCCGCCAACGUUAUUUACAUAGUAGUGAGAAUGGCUGUAAUGCAUUCAUCUUUCACUUGGAAGCAUUGGAUUGGUCUUGUGGUGACAUCUGCUGCGUAUUUUCUACCCUACAAGCAACUUGCCAAUAUGUCAGAGCCAGUGUACUCUGAUAAAGGAGAGUUAAUUAAUGCUGGUUAUGACUUGAAUGCUGGUGGAAUGUCCGAAUAUUUGCAAGAUGUGAUAUACAUAACACUCUUUGUGCAGUUGAUGUCUAUUUAUUCUGACAAAUUUUGGUGGACAUAUAUGGUGAUUCCGGCUUAUGGUGGAUACAAGAUUUCUGGUCUGCUAAAAGGAGCAUUUUUCGGCGGUAGUUCAGAGGGCGAGGAUGAGGAUGAGAAGACCCGAAAGAAAAGAGAGAAGAUGGAGAAGAAGGCAUCUAGGGGAAAGAUUAUCAAAACCAGGACUCGUUGAUGGCACAUAGAGCGUAUUGUUUGAAGGGUAGGUUUGCUUUUUCAUGGCUGUCCAACUGAAAUGCAGGCUGUUGGGCAGUAUUGUAUCAUGAAUAUUCGAUCAUUUGCUCCCAACAGCUUAGCAAUAUGUAGCACAAAUACCAACUAAUCCUCCUAAAUUAUGGAUACCGCCUUAUCAAUGAAGCAUCUCUCUUUCUG